This is a messenger RNA of Dioscorea cayenensis subsp. rotundata (Guinea yam), 1788 nucleotides long. Its product is annotated as serine/threonine-protein kinase STN8, chloroplastic. The record is from RefSeq and is a predicted model, not a curated record. NCBI's taxonomy places the organism in Eukaryota, Viridiplantae, Streptophyta, Magnoliopsida, Dioscoreales, Dioscoreaceae. Gene Ontology annotation, biological process: protein phosphorylation. The transcript is spliced from 5 exons. Bases 89 to 1612 code for a protein of 507 amino acids. Gene Ontology annotation, molecular function: ATP binding; protein kinase activity.
UGCUGACUUACAUACACAUCUUUCUCCUUUGAACUCACUCAGAACAAACUAAACCAACAAGCCUCACUCAACAUUCCCAAGCUCAUCCAUGGCUUCUUCUCUCCUCCCUCCAACCCCUGCACCCACUACACCCAACAACAAGCACUCCACACUCCCAUGGAUCACCUCUUCUUCAAAACCAACUUCACUCAUCCACUUCAACCCACCUUCAUACAAAUCCAAAAGAAACAGACCAACUUCAUGCUGCAAUGCCAUCCUUGGCACUGAAUUCCCUGAAGAUUUCCUCACCAACACUCUCCAUUUGGAUGAAUCCAGUCCUCUGUUUCCAGUUUUGCAGUAUGGUUUCUCUCAGUUUGAAGAAACAUCUUCAACCAAUUGGGGGGUCCUUCUUCUUCUUGGACUGAGUUGGGUGUACUUGACUGCAAGGCCAGGAGUUCUGAUUGGUGCCAUUGAUACCUAUGUUUUUGCUCCAUUGCAGCAGGGCCUUGAUAGCUUGUUAGGGAGGAGGAAUUUGAAGAUGAGUGAUUUUGUUGUUGGGGAGAGAUUGGGUGAGGGAUCAUUUGGAGUUGUUUAUGCAGGAGCCAUUGUUCCCAAGAAUGUCAUUGUGGAGGAUAGGAUUAAGAAGAGUGCUAGAAGAUUGCAAAUGGAUGGCAGGUUCAAAGAGAAAGUUAUUCUCAAAAAGGUGAAGGUUGGAAUAAUUGGAGCUGAGGAAUGUGGAGAUUAUGAGGAGUGGUUUAAUUACAGAGUAUCGCGAGCAGCUCCGGAUUCAUGUGCUGAGUUUCUUGGGAGUUUUAUUGCUGAUGAGAAUAGUAUGCAGUUUACUAAAGGUGGUAAAUGGCUUGUGUGGAAGUUUGAGGGAGAUAGAGACCUGGCUGAUUACAUGAAUGAUCGCAGCUUCCCAUUGAACUUGGAAAAGAUCAUGUUCGGACAAACACUUCAAGGAUUAGAUUCAGUUAAAAGGAAUGCGCUUAUCAUUAAACAAAUCAUGAGACAAAUAGUAACUUCACUUAAGAAGAUCCAUGACACUGGAAUAGUCCAUCGAGACAUUAAGCCGGCCAAUUUAGUUGUGACAAGGAAGGGACAAAUCAAACUCAUAGAUUUUGGAGCUGCCACAGAUCUUCGUAUCGGCAAAAAUUAUGUCCCUAAUCGUGGUUUGCUCGAUCCCGACUAUUGCCCCCCUGAGCUUUAUGUUCUUCCUGAGGAAACACCCACUCCUCCACCUGAACCUAUUGCUGCAAUUCUUUCUCCAAUCCUUUGGCAGUUAAACAGUCCUGAUCUAUUUGAUAUGUAUUCAGCUGGAAUUGUGCUCAUGCAAAUGGCAGUUCCAAACUUGAGGUCUGCUGCAGGUCUGAAGAAUUUCAACACACAAUUAAAGGGUGUUGGUUAUGAUCUGAAAAAAUGGCGGGAAUUUACGCGUACGAAACCAGAUUUAAGCCUGUUAGAUCUUGACUAUGGUAGAGGAUGGGAUUUAGCAACAAAGCUAAUAGCAAAAAGAGGAAUUCUCGGAAAGGGCCGGUUAUCGGCAUCUGCCGCUCUUCGGCAUCCGUAUUUCUUGCUUGGUGGUGAUCAAGCAGCAGCCAUUCUCUCAAAGUUGAGCUUGUCUAAAUACUAGUCCCUCAGCAGAAGAUCAGGGAGGUCAAAGUUUCAUCGGAAGAACAAAGAAAUAAUUAAGUUCUGUAUAGAGUAAUUCACUGAAUAUGUGAUUUAUGAUGACAUUUUUAUCUGGACAUCCUUGACACAUAAAUAUAUAUUUCAUACGACUAAUAACAAACUUCAGAGUUUGAAGUA